AUGGACAUACAAAGAAAAAUUAAAAAAUGCAUAACUUUAAAAAGAAAAUUAAAGAAUCCAAAAGGAUGUCUUACAAAUCUUAAGAAUAAGAUUAUAAAAUGUAACGUAAAGGAUUUUCAAAGUACAAGGAAUAGAUAUUUUUUUAAUAUAUUCGAGAAAAUAAUAAAGAGAUAUAUAUUUAAUAAUGUAAUGAAUACUAAUAGAACAAAUAAUUUUGGUAUAGAAAAUAUAUCAUGUACACAAUAUGAUAAGAUAAAAAAUAUUCCUUAUACAUGUCAUAAUAUAAAAUAUGAUAUACAUAGUUGUAAUAAUAAACAUAUAUAUGAUAACAAUUCUUAUAAUAUAAUAAAAAAAAAUAAUAUGGAUCUUUCUUCUUUUUUAAAAAAUAUUAUUUUUAAUAUAAAUUAUUUGUUAUACCUAUUUAAUAAAAACAAUCGCAUUUAUUUUGAUUUACACGUCUUAUUUAAAAAUGAUUUAUUAUUACAAAGAAAUAUAAAUAUAUCCUAUGAAAGCAAUAUAGAUAAUAUGUCUAGGGAGGGGGUACAUCAUAAAAGAGACAUAUUAAUUAAUACACAAUGUUUAUAUAAUAUUAAUGAUUUGUUUGCUUUGUUUAUAUUUUAUGUUCAUAUUAAGAGAUUUUAUUUCGACUUUUUUUUUACAAUUCUUAAAAACAUUAAUGAUAUGGAAAGUACAAAUGAUUAUAAAAAUGUAUGUUAUAUGAACAACAUACAUAAGGAACAUAUUUAUCAUAUUUUUCCACACAAAAAUUAUUAUAACAUCCAAAAUAUGAACAGUGAAUAUUGCCUAAAAUUUUUAAAAGCUUGUAUACAAUUAAAAAAUAUCAUCUCCAAUAUUGUAAAUAUAAAUAAGAAAAAAAAAGAAAAAAAUGUUACAAACCAUCAGAAUAAUAUCCGAACAUGUCGUAUUAAUUAUUUUGUAUUUAUUAAAAAUGCCAUAUUUAAAAAAUGCAAAAUUAUAAAAAAGAAAGAAAAAAAAAAAAAAAAAAACGACGAACAAAUAUAUAUUAAAGCAUACAUCCAUAAUAGUGUGUAUACAAAUAUUUUUAAGGACAUGUUAUUGCACAACAUAAAGAUAGAGAGAAAAAAAAAAAAAAUAAAUAAUAAUAAUAAAAUAAUAAAUAAUAAAAUAAUAAAUAAAAAUAUAAUUGAAUUAUUUAAUAAUAAUAUAAUAAGGAAAAAAUAUAUUCAUUUUUUUUUUUUAAAAAAACAAAAAUAUAAAAAUAUGACGUACCAUAAGUUUAAAAAGAGAAAAGAUAUGAACACAUUAAUAAUGUGUGAUAAAUAUAUAAAUAAAUCCAUAUGCUUAUUUUUAAAUAAUUUUCAAGACUCUUCUAUUUUUAUAAAGUAUAUGAAAAUUAUUAAAAAGGCAAACAUAAUAAAUUAUUUAUAUGAUGAUCAUGUUUUUAUUAAGUCAUUAAUGAAAUGUGUUAAAAAGAAUUGUGCUUAUUUCACAGGACAGGAUUUGAUAUUUAUAUAUAAAUGGAAAACACAUAUGAAUAAUUUGGAUAAUAUAAAUCAACAUAAUAAUAAAUAUAAAAAUAAACAUAAUAACAAUAUGUAUAUUAAAACAGACAAGGUAAAAGAUAACAAUGUCCUAUUUCCCUUCUCUCUUAUAAAAGAUGAUAUUUUUCGACACAUUGAAGAUUACCAUUUUCAUCAUAUAAAAGAUAUUAUAUAUAUAUGUUACAAAAACAAAUUGUAUGAAUAUAAAUUAUUCCAUAAAAUUAUUAACCAUUUAAUAAACAAUAUAAACAAAAUAUGUUCUAAAUAUUUAGUCACAAUAAUUAUACUUUUGUAUAACAAACUAAAUUGUAAAACUCAGUUAAAAGAACUGUUAUUCAUCUUAUUAAAUAAUUAUAGACCAUCCUUAAAACAAAGAAAUAAAAGAAAUAAUAUAUCAAUAAAUAAUAUCUAUUUAAAAAAUAUAAAUAAAAAAUAUAUUAAAAAAAAAAAAAAAAAAAAAAAAUAUAUAUAUAUUUAUACUAUAUGCAAAAAAAAAAAUAAUGUUGGUAAUAUACACAAACAUAAUGUUAUGAUGACAUCUAAUCAUAACAAUAUUCUAUUUAGAUCCUUUGAGUAUGUAAAAGUACACAAAUUAUUAUUAUUUAUAAAUAUUUUAAUAAAAAGUAAUAUAUAUAUUAAUUAUGAAUGGUCCCUUUAUUUUUUAUCUUUGAUUAAACAGAAACAUGCUUUUAUAAAAAAGAAAGGGUUCUAUAUAUUAUGUUAUAUAUUAUUUCAUAUACAAAAUAAUCAUAUAAUAUAUAAGUCUUAUGAGCAUAUUUUCAAUCCUUAUAAUAAAUAUAAUAUAUAUAAUAUAUAUAAUAUAAUAAAAUGUACUCUACCUCAAAUUUUAGGUACAUCAAAUAUAUAUUCAUUAAUAUAUGUAGCCUUUCUAUAUAGCACUAAUAACACAAUCAAUUUUAUAAAAAUAUUUUUUACAAUAAUCCAAAAAUUUUAUGAUUCUUCUAUGAUCAAACAAAUACAAAAUGACAAAAAUAAUUAUCAACAUAUAUCAUGUCAUAAUUAUAGUCCUAAGAAGGAUAAUUCAGAAUAUUAUAUACCAGAUGAUCAUAACAAGUUAUUAUAUAAUUACUCUUAUAAUCAACUAUAUGAAAAGAAUCAUUUUAAUGAUGACAAUAUUUUUAUACAUGAUUUAAAAAUUUAUGAAAGAAAUAUUAAUAAUAAAUAUCAAAAAAUAAAAGAUAAAAAAAAAAUAUAUGCAUUCAAAAAUAAAAUUAAUUUAAUAAAUAUACCAUUAAUAUGUAAUAAUGUAAAAGAACAUUUCUCAUUUAAUCCAUAUGUCAAUAAUAUAAAAUAUCAAACACGAACACCCGAAAAUAUUUCCAAAUUAAUGUAUAUAAAUAAUUCACAAGAAUUUCAAAAUACACAGAAAGAUAAUUUUCCACAUAUAUUAAAUUAUUCUCUAUACACACAUAUCAAAAAUAAUCCUAUAAAAAAAAAUCAAACAAAUAAUCUUUAUAUUAAAAAUGAUUAUUAUAAUCAACAAGAAAAAGAAAUAGACAAGUCAUGUAUAAAUAAUAAAUUUGAAACUAUCAAUAAUUAUUAUAAUAUAUAUACACAUAACCUUUUUAAUCGUGUUCAUAAAUCUCGUUUAAUACUUAUACUUAUAUAUCAUUUUUUAUUUAUUAUUAGUUCAAAUAAUUUACAUAAUAAUAACAACAACAUAAUAUAUAAUAAUAUUAAUAAUAUUCAAAAAUCAAAUUCUGUCAAUACAAAUUUUACAAAUAUAAAAGAAGAUUCUCUCUUAUAUAAAAUAAAAAAUAAAUAUCUUUUCUUGUUGUAUCAAACAUAUAUGAUAUGUAUAUCUUAUAUAAACAUGUCAUUAAAAAUAACCAAAAAUAUGAAUAAUAAUAAGAACGCCCAGUCGUCAAAAAUGCACAAACAAAUAUUCUCCCACAUAUCGGAACUUGUACAAAAUAAAGAUAAAUACCAUAUGGUAAAUGAAUAUGCGCACUAUCCUUAUGAGAUAGACAUAUGUAUAAAAAGGCUCAUCACAAAAAAUAAAUAA
Molecule: messenger RNA, 3549 nt
Organism: Plasmodium falciparum 3D7
Lineage: Eukaryota; Apicomplexa; Aconoidasida; Haemosporida; Plasmodiidae
Source: RefSeq, a predicted model, not a curated record